GGGCCCCGGCCGGUGAAGCGCAGGGGCACGGCGAACCGCAAGGAGCGGCGCAGGACUCAGAGCAUCAACAGCGCCUUCGCGGAGCUGCGCGAGUGCAUCCCCAACGUGCCCGCCGACACCAAGCUCUCCAAGAUCAAAACUCUCCGCCUGGCCACCAGCUACAUCGCCUACCUCAUGGACCUGCUGGCCAAGGACGACCAGAACGGGGAGGCGGAGGCUUUCAAGGCAGAGAUCAAGAAGACGGACGUGAAGGAGGAGAAGAGGAAGAAGGAGCUGAAUGAAAUCUUGAAAAGCACAGUUAGCAGCAGCGAUAAGAAAACCAAAGGGCGGACAGGCUGGCCGCAGCACGUCUGGGCGCUGGAGCUCAAGCAGUGAGCGCGGCGGGGGCCCCGCUCGGCGCUCCCCGAGGACUCUCGCGUUCGGAACCAUCCCGCUUAUUUAUGUGCAAUUUCUCCCCCACCCCCCUAAAACAUGGAUAUUUGAAGGAGAGGGAAAAAGCAUUCCAUAGAUGGCUAUGAAGAGGAAACUCCGUCUUGGUAAGGGGUAAUAACGUCUCUAAUAGUUCCGUGAAUGUUAUUUGCUCUGUGUAAAACCCACGGGGAAAACUGAACCGUAGAGAAGGAGAAAGGGGAAAAAAAAAAAUCCCUCCCUGGCAUUAGUGUGUAUGUGAAGUGUAUCUUUAAUACUUGGCCGUUUGGAUAUAAAUAUUCCUGGGAUUAUAAAGUUCUAUUUCAACAGAAGCAGUUGCACCCGCGUUCGGUCGGCUCCGUAUUUCGUGUCGUGAUUUUGUUGUGGUUGUUCGGUAUUCUGAGAUGUUUUCAGCAGUUAUUGGUUAUGUGCACUUCCGUCCAUAAGGGAAAAAGUGGAAUCUAAUUAAUAUUGAAGGUGUAAGCGUUGUAAGUACUCAAUAAACCACUGUGUGUGUUUUUUUACAAAAAAAAAAA
Messenger RNA from Meleagris gallopavo (turkey), 944 nucleotides. NCBI's taxonomy places the organism in Eukaryota, Metazoa, Chordata, Aves, Galliformes, Phasianidae. The record is from RefSeq and is a predicted model, not a curated record.